AUGGUGACCCUGAGGUGGUCACUUACUGGACUAAUAUUUCUUCUUUUUUUACUACAAUCUGAGGCUUUAUUCACAGAAGAAUAUCCAUGGUUCUGCAAGUCAGAUGAGGCCGUUGGGCCAUGCAAGGAUAGAUAUGCCAGUUUGGAUUAUUUCAACAAUCACAAAGUCUAUGGACUGGUUCAAAAACUCCUUCAGAGUGACUUUUUUAAGUUCUAUAAGGUAUGUGGAACUUCUUCUUUAUAUCUGUUAUUCUAAUUUUAGGUAAAUAUGGCAAGGCCUUGUCCUUUUUGGCCAGAUGAAAGGGAGUGUUCUUCAAGGGAAUGUGGGAUUGAGCAUUGUGACGAGGAGGUGCCAGAAGCUCUGAGACGUCCUUCAUCGGUUGUUUCUGUGGCAAGUUUUGUCUGUCACAGUUAACAGUAACGUAUUUAAGUUGGAAGCUGAUGAGGAGCCAAGCGCGCCUUGUGUUCCGUCUAAUCAGUUUGAUCCCUUGGAUUUGUCCCUAUCUGACACGGAUAAAGCCCAACUGGCUGAAAUGGAAAACUUUGAGGAUUCAAGUGAUAGAUUCUGUGACGUAGAAGGUAAGAAGCUCGAAUUUUCAUUUUAUCUACGAGAAAAUUUCUACAGAUGAUGACUCAAACGAUCUUCAUUAUGUAAACCUCUUGAAGAAUCCAGAAAGGUAUACGGGUUACAAAGGACAAUCUGCUCAGAAAGUGUGGAUGAGUAUCUACCGAGAGAAUUGUUUUAAGCCAGAUCCCAGAUUCGAUAAAGACUUUCUUUUACAUCCGACUACUACUGGAAUGUGCUUGGAGAAACGGGUAUUCCACAAAUUAAUCUCAGGACUUCAUUCGGCCAUCACCAUAUCUAUCGCUUCUUAUAAUUACAAACCUGCAGUCGGGGGAUUUGGGUCAGGAACUUGGUUUAGGAAUAUUGAGAUGUUCAAGAACAGAUUCGGAGACAAAUGGGGACCCGAAGGACCAGAGAGACUUAUGAAUGUGUACUUUGUGUAUCUCUUGGAAUUAAGGGCGAUUGUUAAGGCAGCGCCCUAUCUUCAAGCCGAGUUAUUUUAUACCGGAAAUGAAGAAGUAAGUCCACAUUCAGUUAUUUGUUAUCAUUUUAGGAAGAUUUGAAGAUUAAGAAGACGAUUGAAGAGUUGAUUCAGAUUUGUGAAAAAUAUGAAAGCCAUUUCGAUGAAACAAAGCUUUUCAAGGCAAGGUUACAUUUGAUUAAUUUUUUAAACGUAUUUUAGGGGGUCGACUCUCAAGCCAGGUUGCUCAGAGAAGAGUUUAGACAGCAUUUUCUGAACAUUUCGAGAAUAAUGGACUGUGUUGGAUGUGAUAAGUGCCGGUUAUGGGGGAAACUCCAAACUCAUGGCAUGGGAACAGCAUUAAAGAUUCUAUUCUCGGACCUCCCCCAUUCAGAGACCAGAUCAGUAUUAAGCGGAAGGGCGACGAUUCCCUUCAAACUAUCACGGUAAGUCAGCCAUACUGUUACUGAAAGGUCUGAACGAAGCUGUUAUUGUAAUUUUCUUUAUCUCAGGAAUGAAGUCGUGGCCUUAAUCCAGAGCUUUGGCCGUUACUCAUCUGCCAUCUUUGAGAUUGAUGAGUUCCGACGAGCAAUGGGAAUCGGACUGCCCCAGAAAACAGAACUAUAG
Bursaphelenchus xylophilus (pine wood nematode) is the source of this 1651-nucleotide messenger RNA. The record is from the annotation of a GenBank genome assembly. Lineage: Eukaryota; Metazoa; Nematoda; Chromadorea; Rhabditida; Aphelenchoididae.